AUGACGUCGACAAAACAGACAGUUGCACUCAUAACAGGUGCAAACACAGGCAUAGGUCUUGCUGUUACCACCAAGCUAGCCGCACACGGCUUCCAUGUCAUCAUUGGAUCACGAAAUGCUGAAGCAGGUCGCCAAGCUACUGCUUCCAUUGCGGCGAGUGGAUCGCAGGCUUCUUCGGUCCAACUCGACGUCACCUCCGAUGAGUCAAUCGUCGCAGCAGUGAGCUGGAUCGAGCGCGAGUUCGGCGUGUUGGACGUGCUCAUCAACAACGCCGGCAUCCUGAUCGACUAUGUCCCAGGGUUCACCGAAGCAUAUAAAGGCCUCUCAACAAGGGACCUCUUCAACCAGACAUUCAGCACAAACGUUAUCGGGGCUGCCUGCUUGACCGAGGCAUGUCUGCCUCUACUGCGCAAGUCCGAGUGUCCGCGCCUAAUCUUUGUGUCCUCGCGUAUGGGAUCGCUGGCCGAAGCGACGAAUAAGUCAACCCCGUUUUACAGCACCGAUUACAAGGCGUACGACUCCAGCAAGGCAGCCCUCAACAUGCUAUGUCUUCAGUAUGCCCGAAUUCUUGAGGAUCAAGGCGCCAUGGUGAACGCCGUGUGUCCGGGGUUGGUCAACACCAAGCUCACUAACCACGCGAUGGGAGAGUCGCCAGAGUUGGGUGCAAAGCGAAUUGUGGAGCUUGCCAUGGCUGAGAAAGGAGGCGCAACUGCGACCUUCUCGGACCGAGACGGUAUGGUCCCUUGGUAG
Molecule: messenger RNA, 750 nt
Organism: Cladophialophora yegresii CBS 114405
Lineage: Eukaryota; Fungi; Ascomycota; Eurotiomycetes; Chaetothyriales; Herpotrichiellaceae
Exons: 1
Coding region: 1-750 (249 amino acids)
Cellular component (GO): membrane
Molecular function (GO): oxidoreductase activity, acting on the CH-OH group of donors, NAD or NADP as acceptor
Source: RefSeq, a predicted model, not a curated record